AUUUGUUGAAAGCAACCACAGGCGUGUGUCUGGGAUUACCGAAGCUUCUCUCUCGCGACACGCUCUCUUCAGCAAACAAACCUUUCGACCGAGGGAGGGAACAUUCCUCUUGCUAAAUGGCUCAUCAGUAGUGUGUCGCGGUUUUGCGUAGAGUCGUGUAAGAAGCGCGACAGUUAGCAGCCGAAGCUAACCCGGUUAGCCUGGAACCAUUAGCAUUAGCGUCCUGACUCCAAGAUGCGACUGAAAGUUGGAUUUAUUUUACGCAGUUUGCUCUUUAUUGGUGUAUUUUUUGGGGUGGUGGUCAUCUGGUCUUCCCUGUCUUCAAAACCCAGCGACGAUAACCUGAUUGAAAAGCGGGAUGAUCUCUUUCCACCGAAGGUUGACAAAAUAGCAGAGCAGUUCAAGCCUGUGGUUCCGUGGCCUCGUGUGGAGGGAGUGGAGGUGGACCUUGGAUCCAUCAGGCUCAAAAAUGGUAAAAACGCCGCCUUGGAUUUUAAGAAGCAGCCGGAUCAGAAGCAGGUGAUCCAGCAGCAGUUUGUGACCUUCAAACCGCAGACCCACAUCUACAAUGCCCCGGUUCUGAAGAAAGGCACCCUGGGAAACUUUGAGCCCACAGAGCCCGAGCCCCCCGGGGUUCCCAACGGUCCAGGAGAGGGAGCCAAGCCUUUUGUUCUGGGUCCAGAAUACAAAGACGCCAUCCAGGCCUCUAUCAAAGAGUUUGGCUUCAACAUGGUGGCGAGUGACAUGAUCUCACUGGACAGAACCAUCAGCGACAUCAGACACGAGGAGUGCAAGUACUGGCAUUACGACGACCGACUGCUGACCUCCAGCGUGAUCAUCGUCUUCCACAACGAGGGCUGGUCCACCCUGAUGCGGACGGUCCACAGCGUCAUCAAGAGAACGCCCAGAAGAUACCUGGCAGAGAUCGUCAUGAUCGACGACUUCAGCAAUAAAGCUCAUCUGAAGGAACGUCUGGAGGACUACAUCAAGCAGUGGAACGGCCUCGUCAAACUCUUCCGAAACGAGAAGCGGGAAGGUCUGAUCCAGGCGAGGAGCAUCGGAGCCAAGAAGGCCACAAAAGGACAGGUGCUGAUCUACCUGGACGCUCACUGUGAGGUCGGAGUCAACUGGUACGCCCCGCUGGUCGCCCCCAUCUCUGAGGACAGGACGGUUUGCACGGUGCCCCUCAUAGACUAUAUAGAUGGUAAUGAGUACAGUAUGGAGGCUCAGCAGGGCGGCGACGAGGACGGCCUGGCUCGGGGUGCGUGGGACUGGAGCCUGCUCUGGAAGAGGGUCCCCCUCAGCCAGAGAGAGAAGGCCAAGAGAAAACACACCACGCAGCCUUACCGGUCUCCAGCCAUGGCGGGUGGACUCUUCGCCAUAGAGAGGGCGUUCUUCUUUGAGCUGGGGCUGUAUGACCCGGGCCUGCAGAUAUGGGGAGGAGAAAAUUUUGAAAUAUCAUACAAGAUUUGGCAGUGUGGCGGGAAGCUGCUCUUCGUGCCUUGCUCUCGUGUGGGUCACAUCUACAGGCUGCAGGGCUGGCAGGGAAACCCUCCCCCCGCACACGUUGGCUCCUCACCCACACUCAAGAAUUACGUCCGUGUGGUGGAGGUCUGGUGGGAUGAAUACAAGGACUACUUCUACGCCAGUCGACCCGAAACUCUCACACUGGCCUACGGUGACAUCAGUGACCUCAAACACUUUAGGGAGGAACAUCGAUGCAAGAGCUUCAAGUGGUUCAUGGAGGAAAUAGCUUACGACAUUCCAUUGCACUACCCUCUGCCUCCCAAAAAUGUGGAGUGGGGAGAGAUUCGAGGGUUGGAGACCAGCUACUGCAUUGACAGUAUGGGUCACAACAACGGAGGCAACGUGGAGAUCGGGCCGUGCCACAGGAUGGGCGGCAACCAGUUGUUCCGCAUCAACGAGGCCAACCAGCUGAUGCAGUACGACCAGUGUCUGACCAGAGGAGGGGACAACUCGGCCGUCAUCAUCACACACUGUGAGCAGAAGCAGCACACGGAAUGGAAGUACUUCAAGGAUCUGCACCGCUUUAUUCACGUGCCCACGGGUAAAUGUCUGGAUCGCUCCGACCUGCUUCACAAAGUCUUCAUCGCGGACUGCGACAACAGCAAGACCACUCAGAAGUGGGAGAUGAACAACAUCAUGGCUGUGUAACUAGGAAGCAGCUGGACAUUUACGCUCCAAUUUUAAAGAGACCCCGGCCAAACUGGGCUCCCGUCCGGUCCGCACUCGCCGUCAUAUCAAGACUGUUUUUAUAGCCGAGCCCGCUCGCAGGAGAGCUGGUGCAUUUCUGACUUGAGGCCAGACUCACUCUCUGUCCUCCAUCAUGUUGAUGCCAUCUUCGCCGCCAUCACACGUCUCAUCAUCCACCAGAGGGCGAGCUGUUUGAGUCAAGAUUAUCUGGGACUGAGGCUAAAGUGUGUAAUCAUGCACUGAAGAGGUGAUUCUUGGAGGGUUUGCUGAUCAAAUCUAAUUUAUUUUAUAGAAAACUGGCUGAUUUAUAUCAGCUCUUCACACUCCAGCAGCUGUUGCCAGUCAGCCCUCAUGGGCUCGUGUGGAACAGAGUAGAAUCAACCCCUAAUUUUCCUGGGGUCAUUGUUAAACUGUGCCAUGACCAUAUCUGUCGUCAGUCUGUCCCUGGAUAUUUAUUUCAAUGAAGAACUGGCCGACCCACUGACUGUGACCUGUCUGAGCCAAUCGUGAUGAGAUUUGGGUGAAGUUUUGAAAGAGGUUUUUAUUUUCUAUUUGCAGGGCAAAUGGUGGCUGGGGGGGGGGACAUUGAACCUGUAUGCAACAUUUUGUACUGUGUACAUAGAUUUAUUACUAAAGUGAGGGGUCUUUGAAUGAAGUGUACAUAUUUAAUGUGGAAAAAAAUUAUAU
Molecule: messenger RNA, 2901 nt
Organism: Synchiropus splendidus (mandarinfish)
Lineage: Eukaryota; Metazoa; Chordata; Actinopteri; Syngnathiformes; Callionymidae
Gene: galnt7
Product: UDP-N-acetyl-alpha-D-galactosamine: polypeptide N-acetylgalactosaminyltransferase 7
Exons: 15
Coding region: 235-2175 (646 amino acids)
Cellular component (GO): Golgi apparatus
Source: RefSeq, a predicted model, not a curated record